AUGCCCCCAAGAGAGAACGCGACGCCGAAUAGCGCCGCCAUCGUUCUAUCUAAACUAGAUCAAGGAUUUCCCCCGGAGCACGUCAGGAAAGCACCUAGGCCUUCCCCACACGCCCUCAGCACGGCCGCGCCGAAUUUGCGCCAUCUUGCUGCACACCCCCUCCACCUCGCGCUCCGGAGGCCUCGCCAGAUCCGUGUCGCGCUGCUGCACUCCCCCCUCCACCUCGCGCGCCGGCGGCCGCGCCGGAUCCGCGCCACCCACGCCGCCACAGGGCAACCGCCGCAGCCCCGCAGCGAACCCGGAUCGGGCCCGACCCCUGCCCAUGGAGCGUCGCCGCCGCUUCGAUCCUCGCAGACGCACGCGCCAACCCGCCGCCGCGAUUGCGGCUCUCCAGAUCCGCGCGUGCCCGCAUGGUGGCGCCCCUCAGUCCACGCGCGCCGCCCAAUCUCCAGCGCGCAACGCCGCGCCGCCCAGCCUCCAGCGGGCGCAGGCCGCACCGCGCUCGCGCCCGACAGCGCCUUCCUCAGCCCAGGGGAGCAGCCCCGCGCAGCUCCUGUAGCAGGCGAGAGGAAGAGAAGGCCCGCCGCCGCCGACGUCGCGCGGGCUUUGCUCGGCGGUGCUCGCCGGCGGCGGCGGAGGGAGGGGUGGUGGGGAUGCGACCUCCGGCGGCUAGGGUUUCGCGCCCGGGCCGCCCCGCGGGGGAGCGGCACGGGGCCGGGUCUAGCAGCUGUCCACCUAUCGAAUUUGUUAAGUCCGGCUGUGGAUGCUCUAAACCAUGGUCCCAGCCGGGUAAGAUGUCGUCGUUGAGGAAGGAAGCCUGCAAGUUCCAUAUCGUCACUGAUGAUUAUUGCUCUGCCAACUCCCAUCCAUCAGCAGCUGAUUUGACUAGCACCAGUACUUGCUG
Molecule: messenger RNA, 904 nt
Organism: Triticum dicoccoides
Lineage: Eukaryota; Viridiplantae; Streptophyta; Magnoliopsida; Poales; Poaceae
Exons: 3
Coding region: 1-807 (268 amino acids)
Source: RefSeq, a predicted model, not a curated record